UUCCAGGCUCUCCAUCAGCUGUAUUACGACCCAAACAUCGAGAACAAGAACUUGGCUCAGAAAUGGCUCAUGCAGGCGCAGGUCUCCCCCCAGGCGUGGCACUUCAGCUGGCUGCUUCUCAACAUGGACAAGGUGCCCGAGAUCCAGUACUUCGGUGCCAGUGCUCUCCACAUUAAAAUCUCCCGUUACUGGAACGACAUCCCGGCCGACCAGUACGAGAGCCUCAAGUCACAGCUCUUCACCCACAUCACCCGCUUUGCCAGUGGCUCCAAGAUCGUGCUGACCCGGCUGUGUGUGGCACUGGCCUCCCUGGCCCUCAGCAUGAUGCCGGAGGCUUGGCCCUGCGCCGUGGCCGACCUGGGGCUGCCGCAGUACCGCAAGGGCCAGGUACGCAGUGUCCUGGCGCAGGAGUGCGGCUCCGUCUUCCCUUUGCUGGAGCAGCUGCUGCAGCAGCAGGACUCCCCAGGUUUCAUCAAGCAGAAGGUGUUGAAGUGCUUCUCCAGCUGGGUGCAGCUGGAGAUCCCACUGAUGGACUGUGAAAACCUGAUCCAGGCAGCUUUCACCUCUCUGCAGGACCCGGAGCUCUUCGACACAGCGGUGGAGGCUGUUGUCAAUGCCAUUUCCCAGCCCGAUGCGCAGAGGUAUGUGAACACCCUCCUGAAGCUCAUCCCCCCCGUGCUGGGGCUCCAAGAGCAGCUACGCCAGGCGGUCCAGAGUGGGGACAUGGAGACGUCGCAUGGGAUCUGCCGCAUCGCUGUGGCCUUGGGGGAGAACCACUCCCGGGCCCUCCUGGACCAGGUGGAGCACUGGCAGAGCUUCCUGGCCCUGGUCAACAUGAUCAUGUUCUGCACCGGCAUCCCCGGGCACUAUCCCGUCAACGAAACCACCAGCUCCUUGACGCUCACCUUCUGGUACACGCUGCAGGACGACAUCCUCUCCUUCGAGCCGGACAAGCAGGCGGUGUACCAGCAGGUCUACAGGCCUGUCUACUUCCAGCUGGUGGAUGUGCUGCUGCACAAAGCCCAGUUCCCCUCCGAUGAGGAAUAUGGCUUCUGGUCUUCGGAUGAGAAGGAGCAGUUUCGGAUAUACAGGGUGGACAUCUCUGAUACGCUGAUGUAUGUGUAUGAGAUGCUGGGUGCUGAGCUCUUGAGCAGCCUCUAUGACAAACUGGGACGUCUCCUGACCAACACAGAGCAGCCGUCCACGUGGCAGCACACGGAGGCCUUGCUCUACGGCUUCCAGUCCAUCGCUGAGACCAUCGAUGUGAACUACUCCGAUGUGGUGCCGGGGCUGAUCGGCCUCAUUCCCCGGAUCAGCAUCAGCAACGUGCAGCUCGCUGACACCGUCAUGUUCACUAUCGGGGCCCUGUCGGAGUGGCUGGCUGAUCACCCCGUCAUGAUUAACAACGUGCUGCCGCUGGUGCUCCAAGCCUUGGGCAACCCUGAGCUCUCCAUCUCUAGUGUCUCCACCCUGAAGAAGAUCUGCCGGGAGUGCAAGUACGACCUGCCGCCCUAUGCCGCCAACAUUGUUGCUGUGUCGCAGGAGGUGUUGAUGAAGCAGAUUCACAAGACAAGCCAGUGCAUGUGGCUUAUGCAGGCUCUUGGUUUCCUGCUCUCUGCGCUGCAAGUGGAGGAGAUCCUGAAGAACCUGCACUCCCUGAUCACCCCUUACAUCCAGCAGCUGGAAAAGCUGGCUGACGAAACGCCCAAUCCCUCCAACAAGCUGGCUAUCAUCCACAUCCUGGGCCUGCUCUCCAACUUGUUCACCACCCUAGACAUCAGCCACCACGAUGAUGACCACGAAAGCACCGAGGUCAAGAAGCUGCCAGUGCAGCAAGGACCCAACCCAGUGGUGGUCGUUCUGCAGCAAGUCUUCCAGCUCAUACAGAAGGUUCUCAGCAAGUGGCUGAAUGAUGCCCAGGUGGUAGAGUCCGUCUGUGCCAUCUUUGAGAAGUCCGUGAAGACCCUCCUGGAUGAUUUUGCCCCCAUGGUGCCUCAGCUGUGCGAGAUGCUGGGGCAGAUGUACAGCACCAUCCCCCAGGCCUCUGCCAUCGACCUCACCCGGCAGCUGGUUCACAUCUUUGCCCAUGAGCCUGCCCACUUCCCUCCCAUCAAGGCCCUCUUCUUGCUCGUUACCUCAGUCACGCUGACCCUCUUCCAGCAAGGGCCCAGGGAUCAUCCUGAUAUUGUUGAUUCAUUUAUGCAACUCCUGGCACAGGCUCUGAAAAGGAAGCCAGACCUCUUCCUGUGUAGCAACCUGGAUGUCAAAGCAGUGUUUCAGUGUGGUGUCCUUUCGCUCAAGUUCCCUGAGGCCCCAACGGUGAAAGCAUCCUGUGGCUUUUUUACGGAGCUGCUGCCCCGCUGCGGAGAGAUCGCUCCGGUGGGACAGGUCGUGCAUGAGAACGGCAAAGUGCUGCUGCAGGCAGUGCUGGAGGGUGUCGGUGGCCAGGCCUCCCGCAGCCUCAUGGAUCACUUCGCAGAAAUCCUCUUUGCCUUGAACAAGCACUGCUUCAGCUACCUGAGCAUCUGGAUCAAGGAGGCCAUGCAGCAGGACAGCUUCCCCUCGGCCCGUGUCAGUCCCGAGCAGAAGGAGACCUUCAGCCAGCAGAUCCUCAGAGAGCGUGUGAACAAGCGGCGAGUGAAGGAGAUGGUGAAGGAGUUCACCCUGCUGUGCCGAGGGCUGCAUGGCACGGAGUACACAGCAGACUACUGAGCACCUGGCCAGGACCGCGGACAAUUUGCCUGGACGAGCUCUUCCCUGCAAGGAAGCCCCCCCAUCCUCCCUGCCCUGCUGCAGUACGGCUCGUAGAAUAACCCUCCACCUAGAAUUAACCCACUCGGGACGCUCCUCAGCUAGAUUUGGUGGCCGCAUCUCGUGUCAGCAUCUUUGUUCCCCCCAGCAUGCUCCCCCCUCGCAGGGGACGGGAGUGCCGGCUGCAGGAGGCGGCAGUGGGGAGGGGGAGGCCUGGGCAGGACUGCCCCAGCACAGGCUGUCCCAUGCCCAGGCUACCUGCCCUUCCCUGGCACUUCCCCUUCCCGUGGGUGCCCGUGCGCUGCGGCGGGGAUGCUGCCCCUGUGCCUGCGGCAGUGGCUGGCUGGGCGGGGGGGCUCGCCCCCUGCUCGUUUGUACGUGUGUGGUUGGGAGGGGGGAGGCCCUGCACCUAAUUAUAUUAAGAAUAUUUCUAUGUUGUGGCUGUCGUUA
This is a messenger RNA of Fulmarus glacialis (Northern fulmar), 3201 nucleotides long. It is a transcript of the gene IPO13, whose product is annotated as importin 13. Gene Ontology annotation, molecular function: small GTPase binding. The coding region runs from base 70 to 2712 and encodes 880 amino acids. The record is from RefSeq and is a predicted model, not a curated record. Gene Ontology annotation, cellular component: nuclear membrane; cytoplasm. Gene Ontology annotation, biological process: protein import into nucleus. NCBI's taxonomy places the organism in Eukaryota, Metazoa, Chordata, Aves, Procellariiformes, Procellariidae. The transcript is spliced from 20 exons.